Molecule: messenger RNA, 225 nt
Organism: Penicillium mononematosum
Lineage: Eukaryota; Fungi; Ascomycota; Eurotiomycetes; Eurotiales; Aspergillaceae
Exons: 2
Coding region: 1-225 (74 amino acids)
Source: RefSeq, a predicted model, not a curated record
AUGCCUGAAGUGCUGCGAGACUCACCGGGCAUACCACCUGACUCACCGGGCAAACCGGUCACAUUGCGCGUGCAGCGGGGAACUCGGCGAUUCCCGGUACUCACCUGGUUCCCUGCCCACGACCCUGUCUCGAGUGAGGCGCAGCAUGACCGCUCUGGCAGCACCUCACACCAAGCCCUUCUCAACCUCCACACCCCUAUCCUGCGCCAGUCAUCAAAACACUAG